This is a messenger RNA of Marchantia polymorpha subsp. ruderalis, 4869 nucleotides long. NCBI's taxonomy places the organism in Eukaryota, Viridiplantae, Streptophyta, Marchantiopsida, Marchantiales, Marchantiaceae. The record is from the annotation of a GenBank genome assembly.
CGCCCCUUAAAAUGGAAAGCGAGCCCCGUUGGGCCUGCCCUAUGAACUGGAACCGUCCUACAUUUGCCGGAUCGCCUGUGGAACGAAGAGGUAGGUAGGUGUCGCGCUGCCGCAGAUGAUGCUCUCGAGGGCCCCGAGGUUUCCUCCUUUCCCGAUCCUAAACCCUUCUUCUUACCCUUCCCUACCUUCGCCGUGGACGAUCUCCUGCUGCUGCUCCAUCCCGUCACUACAGCUCCCUGGGAAUUCGCCGCGCCCGUCUUUCCCCCUCGAUCCGCCCUCUCCAGACAUUUGAAUUCUCCUCGUUCUCGUACGAGGCCCUUGACCUGCCGGGUCCCUUUGUCGGUCUCUGUCUGUGUUCGGAAAUGUACGCGUCCGUCUCCCCGGCACUCUGGCUGGUAAUGUAGCGUCUGCCUGGUACCCCUGGGGAUGAGAGACUGACCGGGGCCGCGGAGAACGAGAGAACGAGAGGGUGGGGGUCAUUAGGUGACAGUAUUUUUAGGGCCGCGCGGAGAGCGCAGGGUUAGCAACGAGGAGUGGAUAGUUUGUACAUAGCGCGGGGCGAGAUCGGACCCUGCGCAAGUUAGAAGGACGACUUCGCGUCGAGGGCAGGGGAGCGCGACGGGGCGCGAGGUGCGAACGAGUGCCGGAGGAGGAGGAGGGGAGGCGAGGGCUUUCGCAUCCUGGUCGGGCACCAUGCAGUACUCGGAGGAGACGCUGCGGACGCUGGCGGAUUGCUUCAAGCAGACUCUGGCUCCCGAUCCGGAGCCCAGAAAGUUGGCGGAGCUUUUUCUGAAGCAGUCCUCAGAGCAGCCCGGUUAUGGGAUUGCAAUUCUGCGCCUGUUGUCUGAGCUUUCCGUGGAUGAUCAGGUACGACAAUCCGCUGCCGUCAACUUCAAGAAUCAUAUCAAGUAUCGAUGGCCGGUGUCCGAUCCGGAAGGGUCCACUCUGGCUUCGAUUCAGGACUCCGAAAAGGAGCAAAUCAAAGCCCUAAUUGUGGGUCUCAUGCUCAACACACCUCCUAAAAUUCAGUCUCAGCUCAGUGAGGCUCUCGCAAUCAUCAGUAAUCACGAUUUUCCUGCCAAGUGGCCCCUCCUUCUCCCCGAGCUAGUGGCGAAUCUCAGGUCUUCCACGGACUUGCAUGUCAUCAAUGGAAUUCUCAGCACGGCCAAUUCCAUCUUCAAGAAAUUUAGAUAUCAGUACAAAAGCAACGAGCUUUUCACCGAUCUCAAGUACUGUUUAGAUGCGUUUGCCGCACCUCUCUUGGAGGUUUUUCAAAAGACUGGGCAGCUUAUUGCCUCCACUCAAGAUAACACCGUAAUGCUGAAGACCCUUUUCGAGAGACAAAGACUAUGUUGCCGCAUUUUCUACUCGCUGAACUUCCAGGAACUCCCGGAGUUUUUCGAGAACCACAUGGCCGAGUGGAUGGGCGAAUUUCACAAGUAUUUGACCUAUAACAAUCCGUCGUUGUCGGAGGCCGAAGCUGACAAGGAGAGCGUCGUGGAUCAGCUGAAGGCCGCAAUUUGUGAGAACAUUAACUUGUACAUGGAGAAGAAUGAAGAGGAGUUCCAGGGAUACCUGAGCCAGUUUGCCCAGGACGUCUGGGGACUUCUCAUGACUGUCUCCCUCUCCCCUAGCCACGAUCGUUUGGCCACCACGGCCAUCAAGUUUCUGACCACGGUCAGUAAGAGCGUCCACCACGUUCUGUUUGCCGACGGAGCCACGCUUCAGCAGAUUUGCGAGAGGAUUGUGAUUCCCAACGUGAAACUCCGUGACGAAGACGAGGAGUUGUUUGAAAUGAAUCACGUUGAAUACAUCCGAAGAGACAUGGAGGGGAGUGAUCUUGAUACUCGGAGAAGAAUGGCCUGUGAGCUGGUCAAGGGGCUGUCCACUCACUAUCGGGAACAGGUGACGGGAAUGUUCUCAGCUUACAUUCAAGAGAUGUUGAGAGAGUACGCCGUCAACCCGGCUCAGAAUUGGAAGGGAAAGGACUGUGCUGUCUACCUUGUGGUAUCUCUGGCCCCCAGACAAGCUGGGGGAGGCUCGGUCGGGUCUGACCUGGUGAAUAUUGAGCAAUUUUUCACCACUCAAAUAGUUCCGGAGCUCCAGAGCGCAGAUGUGAAUUCUCUACCGCUGUUGAAAGCAGACGCUUUGAAGUUCAUGACGACUUUCCGGAGCCAGGUGCCGAAGGCUGUGGCGCUUCAGUUGUUGAUUAGGUUUCUGGUGGCUGAAUCAAAUGUAGUUCACUCUUACGCUGCCAGUUGCAUCGAGAAAAUGCUGGCAAUGAAGGAUGGAAAGCAGCCCAGAUACAGCGGAGCCGAGUUGGAUCCUUACCUUGAGCAAUUGCUCACUAAUCUUUUUGCUGCUCUGAAGUUGCCAGAGUCUCAGGAGAACGCCUACGUGAUGAAGUGCAUCAUGCGGGUGGUGUCAAUGGCAGAUCUACGACAGUUUACGUCUCUGUGUCUUGCAGAGUUAGCCAAAAUACUUGGGGAGGUGUGCAAAAACCCGACCAACCCUAGCUUCAAUCAUUAUCUCUUUGAAGCCGUCGCAGCACUUGUGAGGAAGGCAUGUGGGAGAGAUUCCGAGCAGGUUGCAACCUUUGAGACACUUCUCUUUCCUGUGGUUCAGAUUGUUCUGGAGCAGGAUGUCACAGAGUUUGCACCCUAUGUUUUCCAAAUUUUGGCUCAGCUCAUUGAGAGUCGCAGACCCCCUCUUCCCUCAGUCUACAUAGGCAUGUUCCCUCCUCUUCUGACUCCCACAUUGUGGCAACGAUCAGCGAAUGUUCCUGCUCUCGUGCGCUUGCUGCAAGCCUACCUUCAAAAUGCACCUCAAGAGUUCAAUCAGGCCAGCCAGUUAAAUUCCGUCCUCGGAGUUUUUGAGAAGCUGGUCGCUUCGAGGAGCACAGAUCAUCAGGGUUUUUACAUCCUUAACACGGUUAUUGAGAGCUUGAGUUACCACACCUUUGCUCAGUAUGUUCCCCAGAUUUGGGGAAUUCUGUUUACAAGGUUGCAGCGAGAACGAACUGUCAAGUUCAUCAAGUCCCUCAUUAUUUUCAUGUCUUUAUUUGCUGUCAAGCAUGGACAUGCUUUGUUGACGGAUUCCAUCAACGCUGUCCAGCCAAAUCUUGUCUUCAUGAUUUUGGAGCAAAUAUGGGUACCCAAUCUCACAUACAUAACCGGAGAUACUGAGACCAAGUUGUGUGCUGUUGCCGCCACUAAGUUACUGACAGAGUCCCCAGCCUUACUAGCAGAAGGUGCAGGUCCGCUGUGGGGAAGGCUCUUGAACAGCGUAAUGACGCUGCUAGUCAGACCGGAGGAGGAGAGAGUGGAACAAGAGACUGAUAUUCCCGACUUGGACGAAGUUGUGGGCUACACUACUACUUAUGCCCAGCUUUACAAUGCUGGAAAGAAGGAGGAAGAUCCAGUGGAGGAAGUGAAAGACGCCAAGGAGUAUCUGGCAGUUUCCCUCGCCAAAGUGUCUACACAGUACCCAGGGAAAUUUGGUGCUCUGAUUCAACAGUCUCUGGAUCCCGCAAACCAAGCCGGGUUGAUGCAGAUCUUUAGUACUUUUCGUGUGGGCCUGGCGUAAUCCCACGGUCUUCCUACCUUUGGCUUUGCAAUCACAUCGUUGCAGACCUUUUCGUGUUCAGUCGAUCUUAGUAUGGAGAUUUUAAGAAUCGGCUUCAAUGGUCCAUGGACGGGCUAGCAGCAUGCAUGUCUGCGGGUCCCUCAUUGACUAGCGUGAGUGUCGAUUUGGACAUUCCAAUUUGUUAGGAUUCACUAUCUGCAGCAACAUUCAACUCAAAGUCGCUGCGUUCGAAGUGUAGGUCUGGUUUAUAGAGUACGCCGGCAUCUGUUUAUUGCAGUACAUGCGGUGGCUCCCCAGGUAGAUGAUAAUCGGACGCCCACACACCAUGUCUGGGAAGUCUGGCUGUCACCAACCCAUUUCAAGGUAAUAGCUAUUGGAAGGCAUGGAUAGCUCUUCUAGUGAACCCUCCUGCUUUUUCUGGAAACCAGCUUUGCCGGUCGAGAUACUCAAGUGACGCACUCCUACCGUAGCUUCUCCAAGGAGCCAAAUCCAGUGGUUUGAUGGGACUUCAUUCGGACUGGUUUAAUUCGAGCCAUCUUCUGUGGGUUAGCAAUUUUGUACUUCACGUACGCCUGGAUUGUAUAUGGAUGUGGAAUGCAUAGGUGUAAUGUCAUACACGGGAGAAGUAGAUAGGUGCCCUGGCUCCUAACUUUGUAUAAAGGAGGCGUGUUUUGUAGUGCAUCUUGUGAUGUUCUCAUCACACUCAAAUUAAGAAACUGAUAUGUUCUGGAGAUUUAUUCAUCUUGUCUCAUGUCAAAACACGAUGCGUGUGAGGGAUUUCAAUGUGAAAGUUCCAGCACGAAGGUCGAUAGCUAGAAGUCAAAAUCUGCUAUAGCUGGGUCGAAGUAGUAUUUCUGGUUGUGGUUUCCCGAAACGUUUUUGUCAGCUUAUGAUUCCCUUAGAAUGGACAAGUAUAUGUGGAGGGAGAAAAUUAAAACCUUCUGAUUCUUCUUCAGGAUUCUGACUUCUGAAACUUCUGCUAAUAGUUAAAUAAGGUCGAGCUUGCCCAUCAGAAUCGCGUGGAUAGUUCAGAGAUUGACUUCCUCACACCCCCAAACUCAGCGACUGUUGUAGACUACCCUGCUAGCACCCAUUAAGCAAGUUUUAGACUGACAACAGUGAGACGUUGGUGGACAAGAGUGACACAAAGACUUGUGAGAAACUUAGUUUUGGUACUGACUUGGUUUAUGUAGAUACAAUGCUCACAUCGAUUAGAGCUACUAGACCACAUUUCAGAAGAACAUCGACGAGUGUCGAGAGUUUUUCCAACCUUGGAUUUUAGAU